This is a messenger RNA of Symbiodinium sp. CCMP2456, 279 nucleotides long. The record is from the annotation of a GenBank genome assembly. Lineage: Eukaryota; Dinophyceae; Suessiales; Symbiodiniaceae.
AUGGCUGUGGUGUCGGGCUUGUCGCUUGAGGCCCUUGCUCGGUGCAGCUCCGGAUCACCGAUCACCGCAUCGGCUCCGACGAUUUCUUGGAAGAGUCUCCUUGGAUGGGGGAAACGGCAGACCUCUGCACCUGCGAUUCAGCUCCAGGCUGAACACGCAAAUGCUUCUGCCCACCACCCGAAGGCUGGCUUCUGGUUGCGCGCGAGAUCCGCCAGUGCAGCUUCCGGCCGUCUACACGAAGUGUUGCACACGACAUCGGCCCACCAAGCUGUCGACCUG